Molecule: messenger RNA, 897 nt
Organism: Penicillium subrubescens
Lineage: Eukaryota; Fungi; Ascomycota; Eurotiomycetes; Eurotiales; Aspergillaceae
Exons: 3
Coding region: 1-897 (298 amino acids)
Biological process (GO): mitotic cytokinesis; actomyosin structure organization
Cellular component (GO): cytoplasm; myosin II complex
Molecular function (GO): calcium ion binding; cytoskeletal motor regulator activity; myosin heavy chain binding
Source: RefSeq, a predicted model, not a curated record
AUGUCAAAUAAUCCAACCUUCAAACCCUCCCCGCUGUCCUUUGGGAGUCCAAGGGCCUCGCCCUUCCGGCGCCCGUCUACGCCAAACUCCCCGCCGGGCUCAGCUCGUACGGCUGGCACACCAGGAAGCUCACCAAGUCGGGGUUAUACACCUAUGCAGUCCCCGAGUAAAUUGAACCAGACAUUCACAGUCGAAGAAGACGAUACAGCCUCCACGAGAAAUGAUCCUAUCCCGCAGCCCAAGUUUACUCGAGAGCUUCCUCCCUCACCGACCAAAGGAGCGCAGUCACCUGGAUACCAAUCACCCAUAAUUGGCAACAGAUCGCGUGGAACAACAAUUGCGAACGCUGAUGCGUCUUCCAAACUCCCUGCCAAUCAAGUCAGAGAAAUCCGGGAAGCAUUUCAAGUCCUAGACCGGGACAACGACGGGCUAGUCAACAAGGAUGACGUCGCAGAUGUCUUGUUGAACCUAGGACAAGACGCAUCUCCCUCUGCGCUCUCGAGCUUCUUCCCACCUGGCGCAUCCCAAACAAUCAACUUCCCGACCUUCCUAAACACCCUCUCUCAACUAAUGUCGCCCAUGUCUUCUUCUCAAGAGCUUCUCAACGCCUUGGCUGCAUUUGAUGAUGAUGACAAUGGUCAAAUCGACGUGGCCGAACUACGCGAUGCCCUCUUGCACACUCUACCUGAAGACGGAGGCGCACCCUUGACAGAACAACAAAUUGACGAGGUCUUUAGCGGGUUUACCGGGCGGCGGGCUUUCGGGGGACGAGGCGCGAAGGCCGGAGGAGUGAAGAGGGGCGAGGUUUUCCAGUACCACGACUUCGUUCGAACUGUUGUAGGUGGAAGUGAAAAUGGCAACAAUGGACGUCGCGAGGCAGGUGCAGCUCAGGCUUGA